Molecule: messenger RNA, 1099 nt
Organism: Portunus trituberculatus (swimming crab)
Lineage: Eukaryota; Metazoa; Arthropoda; Malacostraca; Decapoda; Portunidae
Exons: 5
Coding region: 136-1056 (306 amino acids)
Source: RefSeq, a predicted model, not a curated record
ACACAAAUGCGAGGGAACCAAGCCGCCGCCAUUGAAAAAAAAAGGAGGGUCAGCAGAAAUAACGCACAAAUAUCCGUCUCCAUCUGCCGCACCGCUUGACCCACGCCCUCCACACCCCGGCAGCGGCUCAGCAGGAUGACCCCCGCAGCAGCAGAGUCAGAGUUCGCGAGGGUGGUGAGGGUGAAAAGGCUUCUCACCAAGGCCAAGAAGGGACUGCCAGAGACAUGCAGCUUCUACAACACACUCUAUAUGCACACCAAGUUCCUGGAUAAGUGUGAGUUUUUCAUCCCGCAAGACAAACGACUCGACACCAUCAUCAUGUGGAAGAUGGCCAAGAUAGGGAAGGCGACCCGACCAAAACAUCAACAAGUGGGUCUACUGAACUACGACCGCCCUGAAGCUGUGAUGAAGCUGCUCAACAAGACAAGGCUGCUGGACUGGACACUGCCGACCUCCUUCCUGCACCUCCCCGCCCCCCUGGUGGACCCUAUAACACAGAUGCUGCAGAGGAAGUUCACAGGGCACACCCACACCUGGCGCGGCACUCAGUUCAUCAUGGACAAGAAGAGCCAGAAGGGUGUUCCUCUUAGGUGUCCCAGUGGGUACCGAUUGGCUCACCUGGGCAAGAGGGGGAUCACGUUGAUGCUGAAGACAAGUCAGUUUAGCAGCGUGUACACCCUGGCAGAGUUCCAGGACUUUUCUGCCAACGUCCCCUGUGUUGGCCUGUUCCUUGACCCCAGCCAGAAGGAGGACUACACCGUGGACAAGAAGCUGCCCCAAGCCGACGAUGCAGACUUCCCCAUCCUUUACGUCGCCGUCUGUUACUCCGGGGCUAUCGGCAUGCUGGGGUGCGACGAAAACCACUGGCAGGACGGCCUGGUGGGUCUGUUGGUGCAGGUGUGUGGCCGCUUGAUGGCCGACAUGGGGCUCAUUUCAAACAUCUGCGUUCAGGACAGCAAUGUGACACUGAGGAGUGUGAUGGACCUGCUGCCUGGCUGGGAGACAGGCAGUGCUGUGACCCGAGCCUGGACCUGUGAUGGAACGCUCUGCCCCUGAACACCACCUGUUCACCUGCCCUUCUUGUCCUUUAUUGUCUAGU